AUGCAUAUUUCUGCGCUGCUCUACUCGCUCGGCGCCAUCUCGACCCUGUUUUCCGGCGUCGUAGCCCACCCCAAUCUCGAAUGGUAUCAAACCCGUGACCUCCUCGGCCAACAAGACGUGGUCCGACCCAGCACCCUCAACGUCGCCGCGACCGGCGCCGAAGACCCUCACGUCUCUUCGCCUCUGCGCCGACGAUCCUGCGCAGCCAAGGCGAGGCAACGUACGGCCGUCGCGGCAAAGUCCAAUUCGGAUGUGAGACUUCAAUUGGCGAGCACGAAGGGGGCGUCGACUCAUAUUCGGACCACGACCAAAGUCUCUGCUUCGAAGAAGAAGCAUACGAUCAACAGCAAGCACCACCGCAAGUCCAAGGCUAAGAAGAUCAAGACGCCCGUCCAUAACCCCAAGCAUCGAACGAUCCGCAAAACAACGCCCAAAAAGAUGGAGACCACCAAGAAAAAGACGGUCUCGACCAAGAAGAAGGUGACGAACAAGAAAAAGACCACACACAAGAAGAAGAAGGUGACGACCAAGAAGGCGUCCGGCGUCAAGGCCAAGCUCGAUUCCAAGACGGGCAAGAGUUCGAGCAGCGGUUCGGGCGGCACGGUUUUCACGUCCAAGAACAACGGCGAUGGUCCCGGUCUCUUUGGCGUGUCGACGAGUCAGUGCGGUGCUUCGGGUGCGACAGAGUCGAUCACCAAGUCGUCUGGACCCAACGGCGCCGAGUCUUGGCUCAACUGCGGAUUCUCAACCUCGAACCCCAACGCGGGCUGGGUACGUCUUGUCCUUGCAUGCAUCGUCCCGAGGGGCCAUUACCGAAAGCUCACCGUCUUAUAUCUUCCUCAUGCAGAACCCUCCCUACAUCAAGAUUUCCCAGCUCCGUGCGCGGACCAUGGAAGAAGCCCUCGCCAUGCCCAACUCAGUCUUUACGGCAUGCAAGCCUUACGUCUACCUCUUCGAGAAGUACGGGUCGCAGCUCGGCCUGCCGCCCAUCUUGCUCGCCUCGAUCGCGAUGCAGGAAUCUUCGUGCAACGCCGGAACUAUGGGUGACAACGGUGGAGCUUGGGGCUUGAUGCAAAUCACGUAUGCUGUUUACCUUACGCCCUCCCUUUCCUGAAUACACUGGUUUGCUGAACCCUCGCCUUCUUUGACGUGACCUGAACAGCUCCGACAAGUGUGGUAACGCACCCAACGGCAACUGCGCCGAUCCGGACUACAACGUCGGCACGGGUGCUCGAUACCUCAAGGGCCUCUUGGAUCAACAGAACGGCGACGUCUUGGUUUCGCUUGGCAUGUACAAUGGAUGGUCAGUCCGAAAAGGCUACGAUGAGGGCUCGCCGCUCAGAUCCACUGGUGCUGAUGCGCUCUCCCGCCUUCACUCUGCGAUCGCAGGUACCGAGGUUUGACUUACUACGGCGCGACCAAGAUCAAGGACUCGUGCUUCCAGUGCCAGAACAACGGCGACUACCACCAGCAAUUGCUCAACGGAUGGAUGCAAGGCAUCGACGGUAGCCAGCUCGGCACGAUCUGCAACAUCGGCUAA
Molecule: messenger RNA, 1540 nt
Organism: Microbotryum saponariae
Lineage: Eukaryota; Fungi; Basidiomycota; Microbotryomycetes; Microbotryales; Microbotryaceae
Source: the annotation of a GenBank genome assembly